Coffea arabica (coffee) is the source of this 1143-nucleotide messenger RNA. RefSeq lists its product as uncharacterized. The record is from RefSeq and is a predicted model, not a curated record. Lineage: Eukaryota; Viridiplantae; Streptophyta; Magnoliopsida; Gentianales; Rubiaceae.
UCUACCACUACCACUUCCACAGCCCUGCCAAGUGAAUUGUAUAUAUAUGCAGAGGACGAAGCACUUUACAAAUUACAGGAAGAAGCCUGAAGCCUAGACAAUUGGAGUGGCGGUGCAGCUUAAACCCCAAUCCCCUCCUCCUCCUUUUGAUAUAGAUCCUCCUCCCCUCCUCCUCCUUAUGUUGAAACUCUCUCCUCUCCCCUCCUCCUCCUUUAUGAUAUAGCUCCUCCUCCUCCUCUUGAAUUUUCCUGGUAGUAUACAAACACUUCCUGUCAGUGUUCUGUUUGCUUUAAUAAUAUUGCUGCCAGAUAUACUUAAUUGCCCGUAUAAUUUACGUACUCUGAGCACUGAGAAAUGAGCGGACAAACCAGUACUGUUGUUUUGGCCUUCCUCUUGAUAUGGGCCUUGAACCUCAAGCUCGCGGAGCUGCCGAUUUUCAUACGGGGGAAUAGGGCGGACGGCUCAGUAGCCCCACAGCCACAACCCACACCCAUCAACGACGACCUCGAGCGAGGUACAAGUGGAAGACUACCUGAAUCUGAUGAUCAUGGUCCCAAAAUUCCCGACAUGCCAACCAAGCUGCAGUGGGGGCAGAUGGUCAUCGGAGUUUGUUUUCCGGCUGUUAACACAGCCUUGCAAGCUCUCCAUACUCCGGCACCUCUCCCCAGGACCUUUUCCUGGUUCUGCCUGACAUUCGAGCUGGCCCUUUUUGCUUCCUUGGUGUCUAUCUACAUUCGACGCCGUAACGAGAAGGCAUCUCUGAUCAUGGAGCAUCUUGCUGUUCUCUUCGGCGCUGCGGCUUUCCUCCUAGCCAUUUCAAUGCCCCUUCACAACCCAAUGAUUGAGAUAUCUAUCGCCGUCGGCUGCAUUUCUUUCUUCAUAAUCAUCAUUGCCAAUCGCUCUCUGAGUGACCGGGUUUAAGGGGGAGAAUGGUGCUUUUGCUGGAGACAUUUAAACAUCUUCUGCCACGGUUUCAUGACUUGAUGAUGAGACAUGUCCUUUUUUAGUUAAAAUAAUAUCUCUCUUUGUAUGGUCUUUUCUGGAAGUUGCUUCAGGAGACAUGAACGUGUGUUGUUUCAAUAAUGAUUACUACUGUACUUUAAGUUUCUUAAUUUUUGGGAAUGUUGAAAUGAUGCUUUGAUU